Molecule: messenger RNA, 1212 nt
Organism: Lutzomyia longipalpis
Lineage: Eukaryota; Metazoa; Arthropoda; Insecta; Diptera; Psychodidae
Gene: FMRFa
Product: FMRFamide-related peptides
Exons: 3
Coding region: 287-1060 (257 amino acids)
Biological process (GO): neuropeptide signaling pathway
Source: RefSeq, a predicted model, not a curated record
AGACAGAAUCUUCUUCUUUCUCGUGCAACAGAACCCAAAGUUAUUCUGCUUCAAAUUUCCCCUCAGACACACUGUAUCAAAUACAGCAAGACUCAAUUUUCGGUGAAAGUUUUUAAAAUUUUUCUGAUUUUAUUUUAAAGUGUUUCUUUAAUAUUUUUUUUUCUUUUCUUCAAAUAUUUUUAACUAAUCAAUAAAUCGAGCUUUUUAAGAAAAAAAAAAACUGUGUGAGAUAUUCAGUGAAUUGAGGAUGAUUUGUUAGAAAAAAAAAGUUCUUUCUUUCAUAUAGAUGCCGCCUAGCACAAUGAAGUUAAUCCUGCUAUUUUGCACUAUCAUCCUCGCCACUCACCACACCGCUGCUGUGGCCGAGGUACAAGAUUACGAGCUUUCCCGGGGAAGUGAAGAAGUAGAUGCCAAUCAGCCACCUCUGCAGCUGCAUCAGUUUUCACAGCAUCGGCACGUUCGGAGUGACAACACGGAAAUUGAGGCGCGUCGUCGAAGUUCGCUGGAUAAGAAUUUCAUGAGAUUCGGAAGGGCUGAUAAGAACAUCUUGCGCUUCGGACGACCAGAUAACAAUUUUAUUCGUUUCGGAAGAACUGAUAAGAAUAUCCUGCGCUUUGGGCGACCAGACAACAAUUUUAUUCGCUUCGGAAGGACUUCUGAAUUCGUUCGUCCACUGGGCGAAAGUACCGAACGGAGGAAGAAGGCAAAAAAUCCAAAAAUCGAAUGGAAUGAUGGGAAACAGGAUGAGAAUUUCAUGAGAUUCGGACGGAAUCAGAAGACAAAUUUUCUCCGAUUGGGUCGCUCACAGGAAAAAGGAGGAGGUGGUGGUACUCAGCAGAAUCCCCAAACAAAGAAUAUCCUCAGAUUCGGUAGAUCAGAAAACUUUAUGCGAUUCGGACGGAGUGGAGGAGACCCCGCUGAAGCCCCAAAUUCAGACGAAUUUCCCGAAGAAGCUCCGGAAGAUGUGAAAUCCUUCCUGGACUUCCUACCCGCUCUGGCUGAUGAUGAAUCUUUAGUUAUACCACCAAAUUACUUAAUCCCCAAGGAGGACGACAAUUGAAAUGGAAGUUUAUUGUGCCGAAAGAACAGACACGAAGAUGAAGUUCCCAGUUCUGGCUGGUUUGGGGACUUCCUCGUCGUUUUGCCAAUUUUAUGCACAUUCUCCACCAAAUAUGUAAAUUCUCGUUAAUAAAAUUAUUUUCUAAGCAAGUU